This is a messenger RNA of Auanema sp. JU1783, 429 nucleotides long. NCBI's taxonomy places the organism in Eukaryota, Metazoa, Nematoda, Chromadorea, Rhabditida, Rhabditidae. The record is from the annotation of a GenBank genome assembly.
AUGACAACAUCAAGUAGUCCGGAAUCAAUGAGGAAGCUAGCUCCCGAGCCGCAUGAUUUCCGUGAUCAUAAACAACAUAUGAUAUGGCUCGCAGAUCGAGAAACAUAUAGCCCGGUUCCACUGAUUCCAAAUGACAUGUCAGGGGGAUCGAAGGCCGUUUCGGCGUCUGUACUUCAAAAAGCUUUCAGUAAUCCUUUUGUUCCCAUAGGAAUGAUAGCCACAUGUGGAUGCUUAAUAGGAAUGCUUGGUGCUACACUGAAAAGAAAUUCAAAACGUGCUCAGUUCUACAUGAGGGGCAGAGUUGUAGCUCAAGGAAUAACAGUUGCGUCUUUAGUGUGUGGAGCCAUGUGGUUUGGAUUAACACCAGGAAAUGGAGCAAAGCCUAUUGCUAGAACAGCUCUGCCUCAAGAGCAGCAAGCUGAAAAGUGA